This is a messenger RNA of Clupea harengus (Atlantic herring), 1054 nucleotides long. RefSeq names its product elongin C paralog b (gene elocb). The record is from RefSeq and is a predicted model, not a curated record. Gene Ontology annotation, biological process: ubiquitin-dependent protein catabolic process. Lineage: Eukaryota; Metazoa; Chordata; Actinopteri; Clupeiformes; Clupeidae.
AAAGACGCUGAGUCGGUAGUAACGCCGUUUUCACCCAGUCUACAGCUGCGCUGCGAAGUUGAGUGGUGGGUGAAUUUGGUGAAACUUCAGGGUGACAACUGUAGAGGGACAGGAUGGAUGGUGAAGAGAAGACAUACGGCGGCUGUGAGGGGCCAGAUGCUACGUAUGUGAAGUUGAUUUCCUCAGAUGGCCACGAGUUCAUUGUGAAGAGAGAACACGCGCUGACGUCAGGCACAAUCAAGGCAAUGUUGAGUGGUCCCGGUCAGUUUGCAGAAAAUGAAACAAACGAAAUCCACUUCAGAGAGAUUCCAUCACACGUGCUGUCCAAGGUCUACAUGUAUUUUACAUACAAAGUGCGUUACACCAACAGCUCCACAGAAAUCCCAGAAUUCCCUAUUGCCCCGGAGAUUGCCUUGGAACUUCUAAUGGCAGCAAACUUCUUAGAUUGUUAGAUCACUAAUAGGCAUCCUGGAUCUACCCUUUCACUGUAAAAUCCAAAAGUGUGUAGGUGUAUUUUUAUGCUUGCCAUUUUAUACAUUGUUGUAUGAUAUCAGGUCAUUUGUUUAUCAGGACUUACUGCAUCAGUUUGACAUGGUGUAGGGAUAUUGUAAUAAACAUCAUUGUCUGUAAGAUACCUCUUAUGUUUUCGUAUUAUUUAUAGAUAUUGUUCUGAGGAGGCUGGACAUAGAAUAAGUUGUGAUGUGAUGCAUAGUCUAUUCUAGCAGCCUUCAUCCUGAGUGAAUACUAUUUUCUCCAUGUUAUUAUUUCUGUCACUCAGUUUAUGGAUGGGUGAUUUAAUUCAUUUUAUAGAAGUGUUUUGAAUUGACCAGGGUAGUAUUCCAUAUACAGUACACUUGCAUGAGCAGCAUUUGAACUGAAAGGUGAAUGGACAUCAUGAUUGAUAUAAAAAUCUGUAGUUUUCAACAUCUUUUGUUACAGGAACUGAGCAAUUCAGGAUUAUUGUAGGCACAUUUUGAAUAUGGUCUCAUAAUGUUUUAAUUCCAACUUGAACAAUACUGAAAAUAAAUAUGGUCUGAACUAUCUUUUGCCAUUA